This is a messenger RNA of Halteromyces radiatus, 1031 nucleotides long. RefSeq lists its product as uncharacterized. The record is from RefSeq and is a predicted model, not a curated record. NCBI's taxonomy places the organism in Eukaryota, Fungi, Mucoromycota, Mucoromycetes, Mucorales, Cunninghamellaceae. Gene Ontology annotation, molecular function: protein binding. The transcript is spliced from 5 exons. The coding region runs from base 76 to 951 and encodes 291 amino acids.
UUUUUUUUCUCUUUUCCUUCUUUUUUUAGAUUUCUCCUUGCCAAAGACACACACAUAUAUAGAUAUAUAUCCAGGAUGUCAAACAAGGAUUUGGAUACUAUUGUCUAUCAAUAUCUUAUUGAAAAUGGACAAAAGGAAGCCGCACUCGCUUUGAAGAAGAAUGCUACCAUCAAGGACUCAACCAAAGCCUCCUCUUUAAAAACAAUUUUUGCUGAUUACCAAGAAAAACAUGGUGCUCAAGAUUCCUCCUCUUCUUCUUCUUCCUCCUCCUCCUCCUCUUCUGAUUCUUCCUCUUCCGAAUCUGAUUCUUCUUCUGAUUCUGACUCUGAUGUAGAAAUGGCCGAAGCUGAAGAAGCCAAGAACUCCUCCUCCUCUGACAGCAGUAGCUCUAGCGACUCUGAAGAAGAAUCCAAACAAAAGACUGACUCCUCUUCUGACUCAUCCGACAGUGACAGUGACUCUGAUAAAGAAGAUGAAAAGGAAGAAACCAAAGAAGAAGCAAAGACUGAAGAAAACAGCUCUUCAUCCGACUCAUCCGACUCAUCCGACAGCGACAGCGACAGUAGCAGUGAUAGUGAUUCUGAAGAAAAGGAAGAAACCAAGACUGAAGAAAGUAGCGACUCUGACAGCAGCGACUCUGACGACGAAGAUGAAAACAAGAAGAAGGAAGCCAAAUCUGAAGAAAGCAGUAGCGAUUCUGAUAGCAGUGACUCUGAUGAUGAUGAUGAAGAAGAUGACAAGAAAGAAAAGGCCAAAUCUGAAGAAAGCGAUAUGAAUCUGAUAGUGAUGACUCUGAUGAUGAAGAAGACAAGAAAGAAAAGGCCAAAUCUGAAGAAAGCGAUAGUGAUUCUGAUAGCAGUGACUCUGAUGAUGAAGAAGAAGGCAACAAGAAGGAAGAAGCCAAAUCUGAAGAAAGCAGCACUCAUCGUCCGACUCAUCCGACAGCAGUGAUGAUAGUGAAAGUAGUGACAGCAGUGAUAGUGAUUCUUCUGAUGACGAAGACGACAAGAAGGAAGAUGCCAUGGAUGUGG